Messenger RNA from Mytilus trossulus (common blue mussel), 1179 nucleotides. RefSeq lists its product as uncharacterized. The coding region runs from base 69 to 1130 and encodes 353 amino acids. The record is from RefSeq and is a predicted model, not a curated record. The transcript has a single exon. NCBI's taxonomy places the organism in Eukaryota, Metazoa, Mollusca, Bivalvia, Mytilida, Mytilidae.
CAAAUAUACACAACGUUUCAACUUUACCACUACAAAGUGCACUCAACACUGUCCAUAAUCCGAAAGAGAUGAAAACUCACGAACGCAUUUUGAUAUUCUUAAUUUUUAUCGGAAUAUUUAAAAUAUUAUUGGAGCAAAUUCAAGUUACAGAACUUACUAAGUAUUAUAUAGACAAGAAAGUACUCCCUGCAUACCAAAGCAUAUUUGGCUCUAGGAAAUCUUCGCCACUGUUAAUACUAUUUACUACAUGGACUGCAACAAAAGACAAAUAUUUGUGUCAUAACAAUACAGUUAAGAACUGGAAAUAUUUGUCACCCUUUGUAACACCCGUUUUGUUUUCGGAUGAGGAGUUGGUAAGGGACGAAGCUGAAUCAAAAGGAUGGAGAGUUCUGCCUGUAAGAAAUUCUUCUAUCGGCUUGCCGAUUCUAAAAUAUAUGUACAUGGAAAUUCAAAAAUCUUUCUCAUCUCCAUUUAUAGCUUAUUCAAAUUCAGACCUCCUUUUCACAGAUUCAAUAAUUAAAACUUUAAAUGUUAUUUCGCAAAGUAAUUUAUCAAAAAAUAAUGAAUUAUUGCUGACUGGAAGAAGAACAAAUGUUGUCAAUGUGACAUCAAUUGAAGCAUCGUCUGCUAAAAAUAUUCUGAAAGCCUCCAAAAGAGGAGAGCUAUAUGAUGGGGAUGCACUCGAUUAUUUCAUAACAACGAGUGGGUAUCCUUGGAAGGACGCACCUGAUUUAGUUGUUGGACGACCUGGAUUUGAUAACUGGAUUGUGGCAAAUGCAAGAUUGAUGAAUUUUUCAGUUAUAGAUACGACCGAAACAAUUAUUGCGGUUCAUCAAACGACAGAAGCCGGAAAUAAAGAAGCCCACCAACAACACAAUGUAUCAUAUAAUAUAGAGUUACAGAAAAAAUUUAAUGAACGACUCAGAUAUAAUCUGGGUGUAACAAGUUGUAUGAAAUACAAAACUGUCUAUUCUAAAAACGGUUUUGUAAAACUUGUGGAACAGGCUAUCAAUCAAAGCUGCUUUCCAAUUCUAUUGACCGACUCAAUGAUAGAAAUGGCCAAGAAAAUCAACAGAUUGAGAAAAGAACAACAAGAACAUAGUAGAAAUAAGACACAAACUGUUAAGUAAAAAGAAAUAGGUAAAUCGAGGAGUUAGAUAUAGCUACAAAGAGAGAUAU